Molecule: messenger RNA, 1280 nt
Organism: Dendroctonus ponderosae (mountain pine beetle)
Lineage: Eukaryota; Metazoa; Arthropoda; Insecta; Coleoptera; Curculionidae
Product: cyclic nucleotide-gated cation channel subunit A-like
Biological process (GO): monoatomic cation transmembrane transport
Cellular component (GO): plasma membrane; intracellular cyclic nucleotide activated cation channel complex
Molecular function (GO): protein-containing complex binding; cGMP binding; intracellularly cGMP-activated cation channel activity
Source: RefSeq, a predicted model, not a curated record
GAAAGGAGUGCAAUGAAUUGUGGCAAUGUGGAGCUAUGUUAUGGCUGCUGCAAGGGGUAAUGUAAGCAGCAGGGCCGGUUCGGUGUUUACAGUGCAAACGGGCAACAAUUGCGGCCCCCCUGGUCCUUGCAGGGACGGACUGAACUUAUGCAGGUUUCAGCCCAGCCAUUUCCAGCCCACCAAUCAUCAGAAGCUGCUACUCAAAAGCUUCUCCAGAACAGACUUUAAUACGUCCCUGUCUCGAGAUGGUUCCAGAGACGUACUGGCCGAGGUCCGCGUGCAGACGUCUUAUGCUGAUAGGGGACAGAGCUUAUCGGAGACCACCCUGGAUAAUCCCUCUCAAGAUAAUUCGCAUCAACAUCGAAUCCUAUCGGCUGUAAGAGGGCGGCUGAGGCAAGUAGCCGCCUCCCUGCAGGCUGCGGUCAGGUUCCGGAGGUUUUCCCGCAGAGGAACCACCGCCCCCGAUUGGUUCGUCGACAAAAGUCAUCAGGAGGAUAAUGCUGAUGUUGGCGAAGAGCCUCAGCAUGGCUGCUGGGGAUAUCGGGUAGUUUUUGAUCCCGCUUUACCCAUUUAUUACAAAUGGUUGAUGGUGGUUUCCCUGGCCGUUCUUUACAACGUGAUUUUCGUACUGGGCAGAGCUGUUUUCUGGGAACUCAAUAACUGCGUUCCCGCUUUAUGGUGGAGCUUGGACUGCCUAUGUGAUGCGAUAUACCUCUUAGAUGUUAUAGUGCAUGUGCACGAAGGUUACCUGGAACAAGGCCUACUAGUGACCGAUCCAACGAAACUAAGGGCCCACUAUCUACAGUCCAAAUCAUGGAAAACGGACAUUUUAGCGAUAAUUCCAACGGAUAUUGCGUACAUUUGGUGGCAGCCGUUUGAUUGCCUACAGCAAGUGCCAUGCAGUGUAAUUGUGCGAAUAAAUAGACUAUUUAAAUUACCGCGAUUGUGGGAGUGGUUCGAAAGGACAGAAACGGACACCAACUACCCGAAUGUGUUCAGAAUUUGCAAAGUGGUGUUGGCCAUUUUGGUGCUGAUCCAUUGGAACGCUUGUCUUUAUUUCGCCAUUAGUUAUGCUAUCGGGUUUGGCACUGACAACUGGGUUUACAACCUGGAUGGACCAAAGAACUCAACUUUAGCACGCCAGUACAUAUACAGCUUCUAUUGGUCAACAUUAACGUUGACGACAAUCGGUGAAACUCCCGUACCGGAAAACGAUGCUGAAUAUCUAUUUGUAGUGGCCGAUUUUCUCGCUGGGGUCCUAAUAUUUGCUACCAUCGUCG